Messenger RNA from Nipponia nippon (crested ibis), 723 nucleotides. Lineage: Eukaryota; Metazoa; Chordata; Aves; Pelecaniformes; Threskiornithidae. The record is from RefSeq and is a predicted model, not a curated record.
AUGCUUGCUGCGGCGGAUGGGAGGCUCUACCCCGGAUCUCGCCGGUGCCUCCAGGGGGCGGCGGCGGCGGCGCAGAAGGGGGAGGAGCGGCUGCGCAAGUUCCGCGAGCUCCACAUGAAGCGGAACGAGGCUCGCAAGCUGAAUCAUCAAGAAGUGGUGGAAGAAGAUAAAAGACUUAAACUGCCAGCGAACUGGGAAGCCAAGAAAGCGCGGCUGGAGUGGGAGCUGAAGGUGGAGGAGAAAAAGAAGGAAUGCGCAGCCAGAGGAGAAGACUACGAGCGAGUUAAGCUGCUGGAGAUCAGCGCGGAGGACGCCGAGAGAUGGGAAAGGAAAAAGAAGCGGAAAAACCCAGAUCUCGGAUUUUCAGAUUACGCGGCCGCUCAGCUGCGCCAGUACCAGCGCUUAACGCGGCAGAUCAAACCGGACCUGGAGCAGUACGAGAAGCUGAAGGAGCAGUACGGCGAGGCGCUCUACCCCACCUCCGACAGCCUGCUCCACGGGACGCACGUGCCGUCCAGGGAAGGGGUGGACCGAAUGGUUGCCGAUCUCGAGAAACAAAUUGAGAAGCGCGAGAAGUACAGCCGGAGGCGGCCGUACAACGACGACGCGGACAUCGACUACAUUAACGAGCGAAACGCCAAGUUCAACAAGAAGGCGGAGAGGUUCUACGGGAAGUACACGGCCGAGAUCAAACAGAACCUGGAGAGGGGAACGGCCGUCUGA